Molecule: messenger RNA, 2299 nt
Organism: Nothobranchius furzeri (turquoise killifish)
Lineage: Eukaryota; Metazoa; Chordata; Actinopteri; Cyprinodontiformes; Nothobranchiidae
Gene: krt8
Product: keratin 8
Biological process (GO): keratinization; intermediate filament organization
Cellular component (GO): keratin filament
Molecular function (GO): structural constituent of skin epidermis
Source: RefSeq, a predicted model, not a curated record
CUCCUCUGUCUAUCCUCUUUGGUAUUUUCCUCUGCUGGCCUGCCUGUCUGCCUGCCUAACCAGUCUCCUCGUUUCAAAUUUGUUUCAUUCAAAAGAAAAAAAUCAGAUCCUCAGAAUGUCUUUCAGGACCUCCUCAAGCAGCAGUUUCAGGAGUUCAUCUGCCCCAAGGAGCUUCAGCAGCAGCUCCUAUGCAGGACCAGGUGGAGUCACCUCCCGCAAGUCCUUCACAGUCAAGAGCUCCUAUGGAGGUGCUGCUGGCAGCGGCUUUGGAGGAGCAGGAGGCAUGGGCAUGGGCUUUGGAGGAGCUGGCAUAACCAGGAGCUCUGCGUACAGCGUGAGUUCCAGCAUGGGUGGUCCAGGAAGCAUGAGCUUCGGCAGCAGCAUGCCCGUCCAUACCCCCAUCAGUGCCGUGACGGUGAACAAGAGCCUGCUGGCCCCCCUCAACCUUGAGAUUGACCCCACAAUUCAAGUGGUCCGCACCCAGGAGAAAGAGCAGAUCAAGAGCCUCAACAACCGCUUUGCCUCCUUCAUUGACAAGGUCCGCUUCCUGGAGCAGCAGAAUAAAAUGCUGGAGACCAAAUGGAACCUGCUGCAGGGCCAGACCACCACCCGCUCCAACAUCGACGCCAUGUUCGAGGCCUACAUCACCAACCUCCGUCGUCAGCUGGACAGCCUGGGCAACGACAAGAUCAAGCUGGAGGCCGACCUGCACAACAUGCAGGGCCUGGUGGAGGACUUCAAGAACAAGUAUGAAGACGAGAUCAACAAGCGCACAGAGUGCGAGAACGACUUUGUUCUCAUCAAGAAGGAUGUGGAUGAGGCCUACAUGAAUAAGGUUGAGCUGGAGGCCAAGCUGGAGAGCCUGACAGACGAGAUCAACUUCCUCAGAUCGAUCUACGAGGAGGAACUGCGUGAGCUCCAGGGACAGAUCAAGGACACUUCGGUCAUUGUGGAAAUGGACAACAGCCGCAACCUGGACAUGGACUCCAUUGUGGCUGAAGUCAAGGCGCAGUACGAGGACAUCGCCAACCGCACCCGUGCUGAGGCUGAGACGUGGUACAAGACCAAGUAUGAAGAGAUGCAGACGUCCGCCAGCAGAUACGGCGAUGACCUGAGAUCAACCAGAACAGAAAUCGCAGACCUCAACCGUAUGAUCCAGAGACUCACAUCAGAGAUCGAUGCCGUCAAAGGACAGCGUGGAAACCUGGAGGCCCAGAUUGCUGAGGCUGAGGAGCGCGGCGAGAUGGCAGUGAAGGACGCCAAGGCCCGCAUCAAGGACCUGGAAGACGCCCUGCAGAGAGCCAAGCAGGACAUGGCCAGACAGAUCAGGGAAUACCAGGACCUGAUGAACGUCAAGCUGGCGCUCGACAUCGAGAUCGCCACCUACAGGAAGCUGCUGGAGGGAGAGGAGGACAGGCUGGCGAACGGCAUCAAGGCUAUCAACAUCUCCCAACAGAGCACAAGUUACAGUGGGUUCCCCGCCGACAGUCUGAAGAGCAGCUACUCCAGCGGCUACUCCAGCGGAUACGGCAGCGGUUACGGCAGCGGCUUGGGCGGUUACGGCGGCGGUUACAGCAGCGGCGGCUUCAGUAGCAGCAGCGGCAGCGCCGGGGGCUACAACACCACCACCCAGACCAAGAAGAACGUCGUCAUUAAAAUGAUCGAGACCAAGGAUGGCCGAGUGGUGUCCGAGUCCUCCGACAUCAUCGAGGAUUGAGCUGCUUAGUUUAGAGGUGCAGCUACCUGUCCUCCGUCUCUCUGGUAGUCCUUGUUCUCACAGCUCACACAUCUAAAACGUCGUAAUAAACAAGUAAAAUGCUUCCCAUCAUCCACUCUCUGAAAGAGCACAAGCAUGUUUGUCAUGAAGCAACAAAUUAUCCUGACACUACCAAAGAUCUGAAAGGGACCAAAGAACUCAUUCUGUAUGUCUGAUGUCUGUUUAUACUAAAAUAAAUGUAGUUUUGCAACAGAAUUAGUUUAAAACUAAGCAAACUGCAAGCAGAAAACAACAAAAGAAGUUGUUUAUGAAGUCUAUGCAACUGUUAAAACAUACAUGAAGGGUCGUUGUGUUGCAUUGAAAGGACAGUGACCGUGUAAAAAGAAAUGUGAAUGUACUGAAACAGCUCCAGUGUUGUUGUCUUUAAAUUUCCUGCUCCAGUAGCUAGUGCAUGUCUUCCCAGAGCGUUUCCUGUCACUGAAAAUGUCGGAGCCCGUAGAUGGCUGUCUGUGUCACACUGUUGUCCUGAGGUGCUGUUUUUGCUACCAACCUGAAUAAAAACGUGUUUACUGAACGACUAAA